GGUGUGCUCGGAAUCGUCGUGGUGCUGAUGAGUGAGUGAGCCGGACAUGGGGUGGGCGUGGAGUGUGCCGGGAGGCGUGGUUACGUGUCUGGCGGAGAAGGGUGGUUGAGCAGGGGGUGCCGCUCUUGCGCCGGUGUCACUUGAAGCUCUUGGUGUUCUCAGAGACAGUGGUGGUUGAGGCGGCGAAGCUCUAUAGAGGCCGGUCACUGAGGAAUAGAGAGAGAGAGGCCGCUCCUGUCACACCGCUCUAGUCUCUGCUGCUUCCAUGUCUCGCUGUGUGAGGUAUCACUGACACUUGUCAUUGGUCUGCCCGGACACCGAACCGCCGCUCACCCACACAGGAAAAGAGAAGAAGAAGGAGGCGGAGGAGGAAUUCUUCAUACAGCUCGGUGUCAUCUCCCCCGGUUAUGGCCGUCCUGGAUCUGGCCCUGCAGGGACUCGCCAUCUUCGGCGUCGUCCUCUUCUUAGUCAUAUGGUUCAUGCAUGUCUUAUCUAUUAUUUACACGAGACUACACCUUAACAAGAAGGCGUCCGACAAGCAACCUUACAGCAAGCUUCCUGGAGUUUCCCUUCUUAAACCAUUAAAGGGGGUGGAUCCCAAUCUCAUCAACAAUUUAGAAACCUUUUUUGAACUGGACUAUCCAAAAUUUGAAAUCCUUCUCUGUGUGCAAGAUGUUGAUGAUCCGGCAGUGGAUGUAUGUAAAAAGCUUAUUGGAAAAUACCCGAAUGUGGAUGCCAAUUUGUUUAUAGGUGGCAAAAAGGUUGGCAUUAAUCCAAAAAUAAACAAUCUAAUGCCUGGCUAUGAACUUGCCAAGUAUGAACUCAUCUGGAUAUGUGACAGUGGGAUCAAAGUGAAACCUGACACAUUGACUGACAUGGCUAAUCAGAUGACGGAAAAGGUUGGCUUGGUCCAUGGACUUCCUUAUGUAGCAGACAGGCAAGGCUUUGCUGCAACACUAGAACAGGUUUAUUUUGGGACUUCCCAUCCAAGGUCUUACGUUUCUGCUAAUGUGACUGGUAUCAAGUGUGUUACUGGUAUGUCUUGCUUGAUGAGGAAAGAAGUUCUGGACCAAGCAGGAGGGCUUAUUGCAUUUGCCCAAUACAUAGCUGAAGAUUAUUUCAUGGCCAAGGCAAUUGCAGAUCGGGGAUGGAAAUUUUCUAUGGCUACACAGGUCGCAUUGCAAAAUUCUGGUUGCUACUCUAUAUCUCAAUUUCAAUCUCGAAUGAUUAGGUGGACGAAGCUAAGGAUCAAUAUGGUUCCUGCUACAAUCAUAUGCGAGCCUAUAUCUGAAUGUUUUGUAGCCAGUUUAAUCAUCGGCUGGGCAGCACAUCAUAUCUUUCGAUGGGACAUCAUGGUGUUUUUUAUGUGUCAUUGUCUAGCAUGGUUUAUAUUUGACUAUAUUCAACUCCGAGGUGUUCAGGGAGGUCCGCUUCCUUUUUCAAAACUGGACUAUGCAGUGGCCUGGUUCAUCCGUGAAUCUAUGACUAUAUACAUUUUUCUAUCUGCCCUCUGGGAUCCCACGAUCAGUUGGAGGACGGGGCGAUAUAGGUUAAGAUGUGGUGGCACAGCGGAAGAAAUUCUAGAUGUAUAGUUUUCAAUUUAUGACUGUAUAUAAAAGAAGAAAAUUUCAAAAAAGGAAAAAAAGUAUUAUUAAUUGUUUAUACGAAUGCUUUUAAAAAAGACAAAAAAACAAAAACCUACCUUUUUGAAUAGUUUUUACAUGUAUGUUUUGCUGUCUGAUCUUUAAAUUAUUUUGCAUGGCACUUGCAUCUGUGAAGACUUAACAUGUUUGUAAUUUAGUCCAUAUGGGGCAAUACUGAAUUUAUUUCUUUUUUUAUUAAAAAAAAAAAAGAGAGAUAAUUUCAAGAUGUUAGCAGUACUCUGCAGUAAACUUCAUGGAAGCGGGGGAAAACAUUGUGCUGUUUUGAAUAUGUGGAGCUGGAUGCAGUUUCUGUGAAAAAUGAGAAAUUAAGGCAGUAAUAUUUUCUAGUGAUUAUAAUCUGAGCCCUAACACAACAAUAAUAAUAAUAAUGUGUGCAUCAAUUCACUAUUCCCUUUUUUAUAAAAGAAAACCAGUAUCUUACUGGAUUUCUUACACACUGUUUGCUACCUCGUAGCAUUGCUGCAGAGUAAGUAUAAUCUCCACUUAGUGGCAACCUGUAGGUGUAUUUUCUAUAAACGGCAAGAGAAGCAAUUUUAAAGUGUACUAGUUGUCGGGAUCAGCCGUUUUUUGGGUUGAAGCAGCAUAUUUGUAAAUGCAAGCCAAAUACUAAGGACCAUUGACUGCGUUUUAGUGACUUUUCUGGUUCAUAGUAAAUGGAAUGCAUUGUCCUAAAUAUUGGCACAGGCUAAAACAAAUGGCUGGCUGACUAAUGUGUAUAAGCAAAGGUUAAAAGAUGGAUUGUCUUCCUAGCUGUUACUGCAAUGAACCAAAAGUAGACUGUUUGAUUGCUCCCUAUGGCUAGCCAUGCUCCUAAAGAUCAUUACUAAUUUGUCCCAUCUGGGACUCUUGCUAAUCACAAUGCUGUACUUCACUUUUGCCUUUUGCCGCCAUAAUUCCUCCUGGUGAGGUGUUUUUUUUUUUUUUCUUUAGUAUUGUCCCCCUCCCCCGGUUUACAUUUGUUUCUACAAAUGGUAGAAAUGGCAUUUAGAAAGCAACUCACGCGUUUAACUAUUUUCUUACUCCACAUAAAAAUAAAAAUUGCCUAAGUCAUUUUGUAACAUAUUUAGUAUCUUUUUAAUGCAUGUAUGAUGAGCAGACUGAAUCACCGUAAAUAAUGUAAAUAUAUAUUUAAAUGUAUAAAAACAAAGUGAGGUUAUAUUUGCCGCAUUGAAGAGCUGUAUACAGUCUUAAUUUAUUAGCUAUCAAACAUGUCUACUGUUGGGUUGUAUGCUUUAUACAGUUGGAUCUAGUUGUAUUUAAAUUUAUUUUUUUGUUAAUUAUUUUUUUUAAUCUAUACUUGUUUAACGGCUAAAAAAAGCAAAAUGUAAAUGCAUGCUGUAUAUUCAUAUAACCGUUUGUAUUUAUUAUUCUCAACCCUAAUGUCUGGUUUCCAGUGAAUCUGUGGUGAACUGGGCGUGUUUUUGGUUAUGUACAUGCACUUAAAAGAAGUGAACAAGAUAUGCAUAAGCCUUCAAGAAUAUGUGUCAGUGUCUUGCUAUGCCAUCUCAAUCACCUCCCAUGUUUCCAUCCUGGCUAGUGUAUAGGAAUCUUGCAUAAGCUUGAACCUUUGUUGUUCUUAGCUUAACACAUGCCAGAGAACUCUCUCUCUCUAUUUUAAACCUCGGGCUUCCGAAAAUGAAUAUUUGGGUAGAUGCUGUUGGCUGGAAUCUCUCACCUGCUUAUCACUUUUAGGGACUGCGGUGACGAGAACUAUGCAGCUAAAAAUCCCAGACCUACCAAGCUGCCAUGAUCAUUUACACAUGCAUAUCACAGUCCUUGUUUGAUUCUCUAUUCAUUUUACAUUUCGGAGAUGAUGGUGGCAGUUGUAGGGUUCCUGCUACAAAAAGUGGAUUGAGAUUCUUUUGCUUGGGUGACCGAGACAGAAUCUCCAGCUUGGUAGGUCAUACCUGAGGAGCCAGUGGAGGAUUCAGCCCACCAGCAUCUAUUUAUAGCCAAAGUAUCAGGUUUGAGUGAUCUAGCCUGAAAUACAGCAGACAUUCAGGGGUUGAUUUACUAAGACUGGACAAUGCAAAAUCUGGUGCAGCUCUGCAUGGUAGCCAAUCGGCUUCUAACCUAAGAUUUGACCAAAUAAAACCUGGAAGCUGAUUGGUUUCUAUGCAGCGCUGCACCAGAUUUUGCACACUCCAGUUUUAAUAAAUCAACCCCUCAAAGCCUAGUACUCUAUAGCAGCUAUUGAAAAUGUGUCUGUUGUCUCAAUAAAUUGCAGAAAUUUGGUGGCUGUGGUUAAAGGCACAGCAUGCCUGUUUGCACUACGUUAAGUGAAGUCCUGUGUCUCGAAAGCAAUAAUUACCUCUGUUAACAUUCGGGCACCUAUUUUCCUUACUGAGCCUAUAAAUAUUUUGCCCAGAAUUGUAUCCACUUAAAGUGAUUUCUCUGGCCAGAUCCAUCCUAGCCAGCUUACUGUUUUGCCUUAUGACAUCAUCAUAUUUUGUUUGAAGGGCAUCUGUAUCAAACUGGUGGGGUGAGGCUUUUGUUGCAUGUUCGCAUUCUUUACAUGAAUCGGGGGACCUGUUUCCCUGAGGAAAUGGCACAUUGCAAGCCAGUCUAGUUGUGACCCACAUAAGCUGUCCAUUAAAUGCUUUCUAUAAUUUGUUACAUAUUUUUGUAUUUUUUCAUUUAAAUUUUAUUUUUUUUGGUGUGUUUUUGAAAUUUUGAGCAAUGCAAUCCCUUUACACUGCAAUCCACGGCAUACUCCAUGCUAUCCGUAAGCUUUUGAGUGUUCGCAGUGUAUAGAGACUGAAGACUGGAUGGACUUUCAAUGUUUGUUUUCUUGAUAGAACAAUGAUGUUUUGCACUUCUCAUACAUCUGCUUAUUGAGGAAACUUCAAGCUGCUCUGAAGAGAGCUGAAGCUUUGGAAUUACCAUACUGUGUUAAAGUGGUCGUAAAGUUGAUGCAAAUGAGGACUUGUGUAGAUUUUUUCAGUGUUUAUUUAAAAUCAUUGUUCCUCAAGUUCUUUGUUCCAAGGUAAAAAAGAAUAAAUUUUGAUUAUAGUGAAAUGAAAAA
Messenger RNA from Rana temporaria (common frog), 4689 nucleotides. It is a transcript of the gene UGCG, whose product is annotated as UDP-glucose ceramide glucosyltransferase. The transcript is spliced from 9 exons. Gene Ontology annotation, biological process: glucosylceramide biosynthetic process. Gene Ontology annotation, cellular component: membrane. The record is from RefSeq and is a predicted model, not a curated record. Lineage: Eukaryota; Metazoa; Chordata; Amphibia; Anura; Ranidae. Bases 408 to 1592 code for a protein of 394 amino acids. Gene Ontology annotation, molecular function: ceramide glucosyltransferase activity.